This is a messenger RNA of Aspergillus novofumigatus IBT 16806, 336 nucleotides long. RefSeq lists its product as uncharacterized. The annotation marks the transcript as partial. The transcript has a single exon. The record is from RefSeq and is a predicted model, not a curated record. Lineage: Eukaryota; Fungi; Ascomycota; Eurotiomycetes; Eurotiales; Aspergillaceae.
UUAUACUUCCUUGACACCCGGUUCGAUCCUGAGACUGCAAAGCACAUAAACAUAAAGGAACAAAUUGAGAAGGCAUCUGUGCCAAACCCGGAGGAGUACAUCUCUAUAGACGAGGUUUUGGCUACAGCGGAAAUCAAAAACUCUGUGACUGGCGAAACAACAUCCGUGUUUGACCCUCCCUACGCCAGGGUGCUGUUUGCAAGGGCAAUUAACAGGCACAAUCCUGAGCUUAAAUUACCUGUGCAUGAGCCCGCCGGCGAUUGGGUAGUGACCUACAAGCUGGAUAAAACCCUUACAAAGCGGGCUGAUAAGUGCCAUUCUCAAUCGGGUGUUUGA